Molecule: messenger RNA, 1627 nt
Organism: Teleopsis dalmanni
Lineage: Eukaryota; Metazoa; Arthropoda; Insecta; Diptera; Diopsidae
Gene: Uba4
Product: adenylyltransferase and sulfurtransferase MOCS3
Exons: 1
Coding region: 232-1545 (437 amino acids)
Biological process (GO): tRNA wobble position uridine thiolation; protein urmylation
Cellular component (GO): cytoplasm; cytosol
Molecular function (GO): URM1 activating enzyme activity; adenylyltransferase activity; thiosulfate-cyanide sulfurtransferase activity
Source: RefSeq, a predicted model, not a curated record
UUUAUUAUUCAUAUAUUUAGAAUUUACAUAUAUUGGCAUCAACUGGUUUUGUACAAACAAAUAUUUUAAUCUGAUAUACUCUAUUGGUUGGACAAAUUAUUUAACAUACCUGGUUUCCAUAACCGUGUGCUCAGCCAUUGUCAAGUGUCAGAUUAUUUCGCUGCUGAUUGUGUGUGAAAAACAUUGUUAGAGUUAAUACUUUUAUAUAGCUUUGUAUUAAUAAUUUAAAUAAUGGCUAGUAAUAAUGAAGACGAAGAAAAUGAAAAGCAAUUAAGUUUGGAAAUUCAUUUGAUACGUGAAAUGUUGCGUGAAAAAGAAACCGCUUUAUUGCAAUUAAGAGAGAAAAAGUGGCGAAAUCACACUGCCGAAGCGAGCAGUCUGACAAAUAAUGAAAUACUACGUUACAGUCGUCAAUUAAUAUUACCAAGUUUUGGUGUGCAAGGGCAAAAAAAACUUAAGGAAACAUCAUUUCUCAUAGUUGGAAUGGGUGGUUUGGGAUGUCCAGCAGCACAGUAUUUGGUAGCAGCAGGCUGUGGCCGAAUUGGUUUAGUUGAUUAUGAUUUCGUGGAUGGCACAAAUUUUCAUCGUCAAGUGUUACAUACAGAAAUGGACAUGCAAUUACCUAAAGUCGUUUCAGCUCAACGUACUCUAAAAGAAAUGAAUUCAAACUGUACAAUAGAAACCUUUUUUGAGAUCAUUACAAGUGAAAAUGCUUUAGAUUUAUUGAGUAAUUUUGAUGUGAUUUUGGAUUGCACUGAUAAUGUACCAACACGUUAUUUACUGAACGAUGCAUGCGUUUUAUUAAAUAAGCCACUUGUAUCUGGGAGUGCAUUGCAAUUGGAUGGACAAUUAACUGUUUACCAUUAUGGAAAAACAGGACCAUGUUAUCGUUGCUUAUUCCCUGUACCACCACCACCUAAAACGGUAACCAAUUGUGGAGAUGGGGGCGUUCUAGGAGCCGUAACUGGUGUAAUAGGAUCAUUACAAGCACUUGAAGCUAUCAAAGUCGCUAUUGGUGGUGAUGUUCUAAGCGGACGUUUACUUAUAUUUGAUGGGGCUAGCACUAGUUUUCGUAAUAUAAAACUGCGUGGUCGACGUUCAGAUUGCAGCAUCUGUUCAAAUAAUCCAAUUAUCACACAACUUGUGGACUAUGAGGAGUUUUGUAGUAUGCAUGCCUCAGACAAACAGCAGCGCUUAAAUAUUUUAACAGAAGACCUGCGCAUAACCGCAAAUGAAUAUGCUGACGUUAUAGAGAAACCCCAUUUAUUAAUUGAUGUGCGAUCAUCUAUAGAGUUUGAAAUAUGCUCUUUACCGAAAUCUGAAAAUAUGUCAUUAAAGGAUGUAUUAAAUAACAAAUUCUUAGAACGUUUUAAGAAAGAAAUAGAAGAUAAAAUACCAAUAUACAUGUUGUGCCGGCGUGGAAAUGAUUCCCAAAUAGCAGUUGAGCACAUGAAAAAUAAAUUACCAGAACAUAAUAUCAAAGAUAUUAUUGGUGGACUUCAUGCUUGGCAUUUGAAAGUUGACCCAAACUUUCCUAUUUAUUAAUUUAUGUAUCUUAUAUAUAUAUAUAUAUCUUGUAAGCGUAUUUGUGUUGUGAUCAAUUAAGUGUGGAAUCAAAAUUAAAAGA